This is a messenger RNA of Castor canadensis (American beaver), 4027 nucleotides long. NCBI's taxonomy places the organism in Eukaryota, Metazoa, Chordata, Mammalia, Rodentia, Castoridae. The record is from RefSeq and is a predicted model, not a curated record.
GUUCAAGGUGUAGGCUCUGAGUUCAAACCCCAGUAUUGCAAAAAAAAAAAAAUUACGGUUCAAGGGCCUGGGUCAGGCCAAGACUGCAUUUCUAACAAGCUUCCAAGUGAUGUGGAUACUGCUAGUCCAUCAACCACACUGAUUAGCAAUUCAAAGGGUUAGGGAUGUCUUCUCUAAGGCAAAGAUGCUUGAGCUGACAGUUGAAGGAUGAGGAAAACUGGACUAAGAAGUCUAGGCAUAUGAACCAGUUUGUGCAAAAACCCUGUGGCACUGGAAUUGCUGAAAGAAGGCCAGGUGGCUGAAGUAGUUUGAGGAAAGAAGUGAAAUGGAGCUGAAGACAGCAUGUGACUUGACAUUCAGGACCAUAUGUAAGGUGUGUAGAAUAUUUGCCCUGAUGGUAAGAAGAAGGCAUUGAAAGCAGUUAAGCAGGAUAGAGACACAGUCAGACCUGCAUUUUGAAAAGAUCAUUCUUCUGCACCAUAAAUUAACAGAUGGGGAGGAGAUAGAAACAAAGUGGAUGCAGAACACGAGUUGGGAAUUCAGAGGUUACCGAAGUCUAUGCAUGUGGUAGAGAAGGAGAGAAGCAGUAUGUAAAAUGGUCAAGAUUUUAUAAGGGAUUCCACAUGAGCUAAAGAAAGGGAGUUCCAAGGGUUGUCACCUGAGCCUCUAACCACAGUUGGAUGAUGAAGGAGGAAGUGUUAGAAGUCAAGACAAUCAACUUAUGGAGGGGAAGAACAUGAGUCUGGUCUUGGUCGUACUGAGUUUGAGGUCCCUGUGAGACAUCCAACAUACGUGGAAUAAAAAGGCUGCUUCGAAGAUCUAUGGCUCAGAUGAGAUGUGGGAAGUGGAGAUGUAGAUCUGGUAAAUAGGUGUGCUCUAUUUGUGUUGAAGGUGACUGAGUUCUGGGCAUGGGUGAGAUCACAGGAACAAUAGUGUGAGAUGAGAGGAGGGCCUAGGACCAAGUCUGAGGAUUGCAGGCACAGUGAUGGUGAGGAAGAGUAGGCUGUGCCCACAAUGGAGAAGAGGAGCAGGAGAAAUUAAAGCAAGGGAAUGUGGAGUUAGCAGCCAAAGAAGAAAGAGUUUAGGAGACAACCAACAGGGCCAAAUGCUGUUGAAAAAUGAUGGGAGAUUCAAUAGGUUGGGUGUGAUGAAACCUGGAGAUGAAACCUUGUAGAGGGCUGAAGCUAGAGAGCUGAGCCUGGUGCCACCCCAGUCCUCUAUAUGCACAAGACAUAUUGCAAUUAUGGGGUUCAUAUGUCUGCUUCUCCCCAAGGAACCUCCUUCAAGGCAGUCUAUCCACACCUGUUAUCCCCAAAGCCUAGCAUAAGGCCUGAAACACAGUAGGCACUUAAUAAAUUCUACUAAUAAAUGAAUGUGGAUGGAUGGAUGAUGGAGAAGAACUGGAAGCGAAGGAGGUAUCUGUGGCAUUUGCCUAGGCUACCUACUACCCUUCAGCCUUUUUUCCUUUUACCGCAAUGGCUCGCAGACCCAGGGACCAGACGACAGAGCCCCCAGCCCCUCCUUCCCCUGGGCCCUGGCCCCCCCUUUCCUCUUUCUGACGAAGAGUCUGGACCGAAGGCUCUGCUGACGUGGGAAGGGGAGGAGAAUCUGGAGGAAGGGGAGGGGAAAGCUGCGCAGAGAUCGAGAUCGCAGAGACCGAGGAGGCGCCCGCCGCUGCAGAGCUGCAGAGCGGGGUCUCUUCGGGCUCUCAGUGUCCCAGCACCUGGCGCGCAGCUGGGCCAGAGAACCACACAUUGUUUCAUCGCAAGCCAGCAGGACCCCUGCAGCAGGCAAGCUGGCUCCCCGGGUGGCCACCGGGACCCCCGAGCCCAAUGGCGGGGGCGGCAACAAAAUCGACAACACCGUAGAGAUCACCUCCAGCUCCAACGGACAGGUCGGGACCCUCGGAGAUGCGGUGCCCACCGAGCAGAUUCAGGGUGAGCGCGAGCGCCAGCGGGAGGGGGAGGGAGACGCGGGUGGCGACAGGCUGGGCAGCAGCCUGUCGCUGGCCGUGCCCCCUGGCCCCCUCAGCUUUGAGGCGCUGCUCGCCCAAGUGGGGGCGCUGGGCGGCGGCCAGCAGCUGCAGCUGGGCCUCUGCUGCCUGCCUGUGCUCUUCGUGGCACUGGGUAUGGCCUCGGAUCCCAUCUUCACUCUGGCGCCCCCACUGCAUUGCCACUACGGGGGCUUCCCCCCCAAUGCCUCUGGCUGGGAGCAGCCCCCCAAUGCCAGCGGCGUCAGCGUUGGCAGCACGGCGCUAGCAGCCAGCGCCGCCAGCCGCGUAGCCACCAGUACCGACCCCUCGUGCAGCGGCUUCGCCCCGCCAGACUUCAACCAUUGCCUCAAGGACUGGGAUUAUAAUGGCCUGCCGGUGCUCACCACCAACGCCAUCGGCCAGUGGGAUCUGGUGUGUGACCUGGGCUGGCAGGUGAUCCUGGAGCAGAUCCUCUUCAUCUUGGGCUUUGCCUCCGGCUACCUGUUCCUGGGUUACCCCGCAGACAGGUUUGGCCGUCGUGGGAUUGUGCUGCUGACCUUGGGGCUGGUGGGCCCCUGUGGAGUGGGAGGAGCUGCUGCAGGCUCCUCCACAGGCGUCAUGGCCCUCCGAUUCCUCCUGGGUUUUCUGCUUGCUGGUGUGGAUCUGGGUGUCUACCUGAUGCGCCUGGAGCUGUGCGACCCAAGCCAGAGGCUUCGGGUGGCCCUGGCAGGGGAGUUGGUGGGGGUGGGAGGGCACUUCCUGUUCCUGGGCCUGGCCCUUGUCUCUAAGGACUGGCGAUUUCUGCAGCGAAUGAUCACGGCUCCCUGCAUCCUCUUCCUGUUUUACGGCUGGCCGGGUCUGUUUCUGGAGUCAGCACGAUGGCUGAUAGUGAAGCGGCAAAUCGAGGAGGCUCAGUCUGUGCUGAGGAUCCUGGCUGAGCGGAACAGGCCCCAUGGGCAGAUGCUGGGGGAGGAAGCCCAGGAGGCCCUGCAAGACCUGGAGAAUACCUGUCCUCUCCCUGCAACAUCCACCUUUUCCUUCGCGUCCCUCCUCAACUACCGAAACAUCUGGAAAAACCUGCUUAUCCUGGGCUUCACCAACUUCAUCGCCCAUGCCAUUCGCCACUGCUACCAGCCUGUAGGAGGAGGAGGGAGCCCAUCAGACUUCUACGUGUGUUCUCUGCUGGCCAGCGGCACAGCAGCCCUGGCCUGUGUCUUCCUGGGGGUCACCGUGGACCGAUUCGGCCGCCGAGGCAUUCUGCUUCUCUCAAUGACCCUCACUGGCAUUGCAUCCCUGGUGCUGCUUGGCCUGUGGAACUAUCUGAACGAGGCUGCCAUCACUACCUUCUCCGUCCUUGGGCUCUUCUCCUCCCAAGCUGGUGCCAUCCUUAGCACCCUCCUUGCUGCCGAAGUCAUCCCUACCACUGUCCGGGGCCGUGGCCUAGGUCUGAUCAUGGCGCUGGGGGCGCUCGGGGGGCUGAGUGGUCCAGCCCAGCGCCUCCACAUGGGCCAUGGAGCCUUCCUGCAGCAGGUGGUGCUGGCGGUCUGUGUCCUCCUCUGCAUCCUCAGCGUCAUGCUUCUGCCAGAGACCAAGCGCAAGCUCCUGCCCGAGGUGCUCCGGGAUGGGGAGCUGUGCCGCCGGCCCUCCCUGCUACGGCAGCCACCCCCUAGCCGCUGUGACCACGUCCCACUGCUUGCCACCCCCAACCCUGCCCUCUGAGCGGCCUCUGAGCACUGUGGUGGAAGGCUGGUCUAUACAGAUGGGUGGCAUAGGGCCUAGGCAAGGAAAUUGGGAAGACAAGGAGGAAGGCUCAGAGGCACCUCAUGCCAGCCACUGAGGAGAGCUCAGAGGGCUGUCCCUCCCACUCCCACUCCCAUCUCCUCCCUGCUGCUUUAUGUUCACUUCCUCAGCAAGAGUCAGGGGCGGGGGAGAAUGCCACACUGUAACCAUUGGGUCUGGGCUCCAUCCUGUGCCCAAAGACAUCCUCCCAGACCUCAUCUUUCUUGCUCUAUCAUUGUUUCAAUAAAGACAUUUUGAAUAAAUGAGCAUAUCAUA